GUGGGUGAUCCCCGCCACUUCCACCCCCAACUCCCACCUUCGCCUUCCUGCAGCUGCUGGCGCUCCAGCGCUUUUCCAGAAAGGCGCGCAGAGGGGUGUCUGGAGGAGGACCUGCUGGUGCCCAAGUGGCGGGCAGCCCCCGAGCUGGCUGGGCUGUCCCGGCCAGCGGGGAACAUGGGCGUACUCAGGGUCGGGCUGUGCCCGGGCCUCACCCAGGAGAUGGUCCACCUUCUGAGGAGCCGCGGGAUCAAGACAGUGGUGGACCUGGUUUCUGCAAACCUGGAGGAGGUAGCCCAGAAAUGUGGCUUGUCUUAUAAGGCCCUGGUUGCUCUGAGGCGAGUGUUGCUGGCUCAGUUCUCAGCUUUCCCCAUCAAUGGUGCUGAUCUCUAUGAAGAACUGAAGACCUCCACUGCCAUCCUGUCCACCGGCAUUGCCAGCCUGGACAAAUUACUUGAUACUGGUCUCUAUACUGGAGAAGUGACUGAAAUUGUAGGCGGCCCGGGUAGUGGCAAAACUCAGAUAUGCCUUUGUGUGGCAGCAAAUGUAGCCCAUGGCCUGCAGCAAAACGUCCUGUACAUUGAUUCCAAUGGAGGGCUGACAGCCUCCCGCCUCCUGCAGCUGCUUGAGGCUAGGACCCAGGAUGAGGAGGAACAGGCAAGAGCUCUCCAGAGGAUCCAGGUGGCACAUGCAUUUGACAUCUUCCAGAUGCUAAAUGUGCUGCAGGACCUCCGAAGCACUGUGGCCCAGCAGGUGACCAGUUCUUCAGGGACUGUGAAGGUGGUAGUUGUGGACUCAGUCACUGCAGUGGUCUCCCCACUCCUGGGAGGUCAGCAGAGGGAAGGCUUGGCCUUGAUGAUGCAGCUGGCCCGAGAGCUGAAGACCCUGGCCCGGGACCUGGGCACAGCAGUGGUGGUGACCAACCAUAUGACACGAGACAGGGACAGUGGGAGGCUCAAACCUGCCCUUGGGCGCUCUUGGAGCUUUGUGCCAAGCACCCGGCUUUUCCUGGACAUCAUCGAGGGAGCAGAAGCAUCGGGAAGGCAGCGUACAGUGUGUCUGACCAAAUCUCCCCGCCAGCCAACAGGUUUCCAGGAGAUGGUAGACAUUGGGACCUGGGGGACUGCAGAGCCGAGCCCAGCAUUACAGGGAGAUCAGACGUGACUGGUGCUGUUGGGCAACAAGGAGGCUUCAAGUGCCCUGUCAACUUCCCUUCCCAGUAAUGCCUGCUGUUUACUGCCACCCAGCACUUGGGAAUGCAGAAGUUCUCAAGCUGGCCCGAAGAGACGUCUCGGUCUCCUCAGCUUCACUCUCUGCAGACACAUUUCAAGCUACAGGCAAGAGAGGACACUGCAGCCAGAGGUCCGGAAAUUCAUGCUGGCGUCUAGUUUCCUUUCCUGGUUUCUGCCGUGUAUGUUUCCGGUGGGAGCCAAGUUCACCCUGGCUUAGGACAUCUCUGAAGAAACGUGGUAGUGACUGGGAGGAUAACCCUGUGUGUCACUAUUUCGUCCUGUGGUCCAUCCUAGCACAGAGACCUAGCCGGGAAGACUCUAAUUUGCCUUUGCUUCUCUCUCUAUUUUUUUUUUUUUUUUGCCUCUGCUUUUCUAUUUAUAAAGAUAGGGGGCCACUUUCCCCUUAGCUCUGUCUCUGAGUUAGAGUGAAAAUAACCUUAUAAAUGGGCGGCGCCUGUGGCUCAAGAGGAUAAGGCACCAUAUGCCAGAGGUGGGGGGUUCAAACCCAGCCCCGGCCAAAAACUGCAAAAAA
Otolemur garnettii (small-eared galago) is the source of this 1761-nucleotide messenger RNA. It is a transcript of the gene RAD51D, whose product is annotated as RAD51 paralog D. Gene Ontology annotation, biological process: reciprocal meiotic recombination; DNA strand invasion; telomere maintenance. Bases 175 to 1161 code for a protein of 328 amino acids. The transcript has 10 exons. Gene Ontology annotation, molecular function: ATP-dependent DNA damage sensor activity; ATP hydrolysis activity; four-way junction DNA binding. The record is from RefSeq and is a predicted model, not a curated record. NCBI's taxonomy places the organism in Eukaryota, Metazoa, Chordata, Mammalia, Primates, Galagidae. Gene Ontology annotation, cellular component: centrosome; Rad51B-Rad51C-Rad51D-XRCC2 complex; replication fork.